Rhizophagus irregularis DAOM 181602=DAOM 197198 is the source of this 687-nucleotide messenger RNA. RefSeq lists its product as uncharacterized. The record is from RefSeq and is a predicted model, not a curated record. Lineage: Eukaryota; Fungi; Glomeromycota; Glomeromycetes; Glomerales; Glomeraceae.
AUGCAAAAUAAAUCUUGUCUUAUUUGUCAUGUUCUUUUUGCCUCAGUUUCGUCUCUUGAAACCCCGUUUUUGACUAAAUGUUGUAAUCGCUGGGUUUGUGAUAGCUGUUUAGAACAGAAUCGAAGAUAUUAUACGUAUUGUCCAUUUUGUCAAGAAAUUUCAAUUACCUAUAGUAAUACAUCAUACACUGAUUGUUCUUUACCAACAUACGAGGAAGUUAUUUACAAUGAUUUAAAUAAACCUAACAACACAUUAAAUUAUUUCAAUGAAAAAUCGGAUAAGAAAUUGGACGAGAAAAGUAAUUAUAGUGCAAUUCAUUAUGUUAAAAAAGAUGAUACUUUGAUUGGGUUGGCUUUUAGUUACGGAGUUGAGAUAGCGGAUAUUCGUAAAGCAAAUCGAUUAUUUGACAAUAAUAUCAUAGCUCGUUCGACUCUGAUUAUCCCUAACUAUGUCGGUCCUUCCUUAUCAGAGAAGUUUUCGGAGGAAGAAGAAAAAAAAAUGUUAGUAAAACGUUUUCAGAUACGAUCUAAAUGUAUUGAUCCAAUAGAGGCCAAGUUUUAUAUGGAGCAAUCAAAUUACAAUAUUGAAAAUGCCGCACAGCUUUAUCGGGAUGAUAUAUUAUGGGAGAUGCAGCAUCCAAUGAAAGAAAAGGUUAAAUCUAAAAACAAUAAAAGAAAAGUAGUAUAA